GGAAGGGCGAUUAUAGUAAAGGAAAGGCAAGAAGAGAGAGAGAGCGAGAGAGAGAGAUAAAUGAGUGUAAGUACUGAAGGAUGGACGGUGGUUCUCCCAUUUCCGACAGCCUCCCUCUGAAAGCAGCGCCACCACCAUUGAUGAUUCUUGCCUACCUCAGGGUCGCAGGCCAUGACCAAGGUCGCCCCAAGUCCUGGCCUUCCAUCUCGGAGGUGGUCGAGGAGAUGAAGGAGAUGUGCAAGAUUGGAGGGCCUAUGCUGGUAGUGGGUCUCAUCUUCUACGGCAGAGCGGCCGUUUCCAUGCUGUUCUUGGGCAGAUUGGGGAAGCACGAAUUGGCGGGUGGGUCUCUGUCCAUUGGCUUCGCCAACAUCACCGGCUACUCCAUCCUUUCCGGCCUGGCCCUCGGCAUGGAGCCCAUCUCCUCACAGGCCUUCGGCGCCAAGAGGUAUUCCCUCAUGUGCCUCACCCUCCAACGCACCAUCCUCAUCCUCCUCGUCGCCUGCCUCCCCAUCUCCCUCCUCUGGCUCAAGAUGAAGCCCAUCCUCCUGCUGUGCGGCCAGGACCCAAUCAUCACAUCCGUCGCCUCUACCUACCUCGCCUUUUCCCUUCCCGACCUCUUCUUUCAGGCCGUUCUACACCCACUCCGAAUCUAUCUCAGGACGCAGGGCAUCACCCGGCCCCUGACCCUCACCGCCGCCCUGGCUCUGGUCCUCCACAUCCCCAUCAACCUCUGGCUCGUCCUGUACAUGGGUCUCGGGGUUAGAGGGGUAGCCCUAUCAAUGGUGGUCACAGACUUCAACUUGGUGGCCUCCCUUUUGGUCUACCUGUGGUUCUGUGGGGUCUGUGGCAAGGGGUCGUGGGAGGGUUGGUCCCUGGAGUGCCUCAGGGAGUGGCGGCCCUUGCUAAGUUUAGCCAUACCAAGUUGCGCGUCGGUUUGCUUGGAGUGGUGGUGGUAUGAGCUCAUGAUAAUCUUCUCGGGCCUACUCUCCAACGCCAGCGACGCCGUGGCCACAAUGGGCAUCCUCCUACAGACCACCUCCCUUGUCUACAUCUUCCCUUCGUCUCUAAGCUUGGCCGUCUCUACCAGAAUUGGCAACGAGUUGGGGGCCAACAGGCCUAAUAGGGCCAAGGUGGCCAUGUUCGUGGCCGUCUGCUGCGCCUUCAUGACUGGCAUCAUGGCCUUGACCUUCACCACGACGCUGAGGAACGUGUGGGGCUGGGUGUUCACUAGCGACAGGGGCAUUGUGGCCUUGACGGCUAGGGCCAUGCCCCUGGUUGGCCUCUGUGAGCUGGGCAACUGCCCUCAGACCACUGGCUGCGGGGUUCUCAGAGGCAGCGCCAGGCCUUCCCUUGGUGCCCAUAUCAACCUUGGCUCCUUCUACGUCAUCGGCAUGCCUGUGGCCCUGCUUAUGGGGUUCGUGGCCAACUUGGGGUUCCUGGGACUGUGGCUGGGCUUGUUGGCUGCUCAAGGAUCCUGUGCCCUGCUCAUGAUGUGCGCCUUGGCCAAGACUGACUGGGCUCUUCAGGCGAGCAGGGCUCGGGAGCUGACUGGUGGAGCCGUCGAUUGCAAACCGGUCAGGAAGGUGGUCAGCGAAACCACCAAGAUGAGUGGAUCCAAUUCCUACAAGGUUGAAGUUGCCGAGAUGCUUGAGAGGGCGCCUCUCAUUUCCAUCAAAGUGGUGCAGCCAAACGAUUAAGGGAAAUGAAAGGGCAAGGAAUCCCCCGAGACUUUUGUGCCGAAACCCCUUCGUUGGUUUUGGCUCUCCUCAAAGAACCAGAGAGCUGAUGCUGGGAGGCCGCGGACUGUCAUUAUUCGUGACAGCAGCUGACCGGCGGAGAGGAGGUUUUUAAUUUUCUUCUUUACUUUUCCUUUCCUUCUAUAUGGAAAAGAGCUUUCUUUUUCGUCGAUUGUGCAAAUAUUCAAAGGCUACCUGUAAUUCAUUUAUGAAGAUUUCUUCUUGUGAAUGUAAAAUCUCUGAGCUUGAAUUCACAGCUGCAUUCAACAACUGUUCAGAUUUC
Messenger RNA from Nymphaea colorata (pocket water lily), 2019 nucleotides. RefSeq names its product protein DETOXIFICATION 48-like. Gene Ontology annotation, cellular component: membrane. NCBI's taxonomy places the organism in Eukaryota, Viridiplantae, Streptophyta, Magnoliopsida, Nymphaeales, Nymphaeaceae. The record is from RefSeq and is a predicted model, not a curated record. Bases 81 to 1697 code for a protein of 538 amino acids. The transcript is spliced from 2 exons. Gene Ontology annotation, biological process: xenobiotic detoxification by transmembrane export across the plasma membrane. Gene Ontology annotation, molecular function: antiporter activity; xenobiotic transmembrane transporter activity.